CCCCCAAAGUUUUACUAAACCCUUAUUCCCGGCUUUUCCAUCCGCUACUGUCAACCGCACUCUCUCCGCCGCUCUUCCACCACGCCGGGAAAUGGCCGAUAAACUAGCCGACGUGCCGGAAAGGGUUCUUGUAGAAACUGUAAAAUUAGCUCAAAAACAAGGAAGAAAAGGCAUUAAUGGCACAUGGAAAGAGUUUCUAAAUGUUUACGAUAAGAAAAUCGGGUCAAGCUUAAGCGACCCGGCCAAAAGACCGCGUGAUUGUUUAGUUUCGUUUUUACAAACAUUUACUCAGAAACCAGACAUUGAGUUUGUGGACCGUGUACUACGGCUACAUUUUAAUCAUGAAGUUGUAGAUCAAAUUAGAAAAGAGUCUCCUGAUGAUGAAUCAGCUGAACAGAAGCUAGUUCGAGCAACCAUUGAGCAUCCGUAUUACCUUUCAAAGUAUGCGUUCCCGUCGUAUGAUCAGGACUGGCUGGUUACAAAGCUCCCUAAGAAAUCCAAGCUGGCGAGUAUAGAUGCAAUUGUGGCUAUUGAUUGUGAGAUGGUUCUUUGUGAGGAUGGCACAGAAGCUUUGGUGAAGGUUUGUGUUGUGGAUCGCAAUUUACAGGUAAAACUUGAUGAAAAAGUAAAUCCUUACAAACCAGUUGCAGAUUAUAGAUCUGAUAUAACUGGAAUUACUGCGAGAGAUUUGGAUGGAGUGUCUUGUUCAUUAGCGGAUGUACAGAAGUCCAUGAAGAAGCUAUUACGCAAGGGAACUAUUUUAGUGGGCCAUGGUUUAUAUAAUGACCUACACGCUCUAAAGAUAGACCAUGCCAGAGUGGUUGAUACUUCAUUUAUCUUCAGACGUUCAGAUGGGCGUCCACCUUCUUUAGGCACCUUGUGUAAGUCUGUGCUGGGUUAUGAACUUCGCCAAGGAGGUGCUCCUCACAAUUGCAUAGACGAUGCACUUGCUGCAAUGAAACUAUUUCUUGCCAGGAUUGAAAGGGGAGGUGAUGAUGACAUUCUAGUGAAUCAAGAAGAUUUGCUAGAAUCUGAAUUGACAAAGCUAUUUCUCCAUGGGAUCCCAACUGAUGUCCGCAGUGAAGAGUUACAUGGAGUCUUUCGUGAACAAUUUACAAUUGAACUCAAGCCACCAAAGAAAGGCGGAUCACUAUAUUCUGCACUUGCCAUUUUUGAGAAUUCACAAGAGGCAAACCGCGCUUUUGAAAAAUUGAUUGGGAGAUUAGAAAAGGAUAAAAAUGGACUGCCGCAGAAAAUGAUAUUGCUUAAACGCAAAACAGGAGCAACUGUAAAUCUAUUUGUUCGUAAAGUGGGACAUGAUCAUUUGCUUCUUCAAGAUUUACAGAAAAAACGAGCUUUUGAAGGAGAGGAUACAAGUGAUCCCAAGAAAUUAAAGAGAGAGGAUUGUGAAGAUCACUUGAAAGAGAUUGAAAAAUUAAAGCAAGAUCUAAUUUGGAAAGAUGUUCAAAUAGCUAAACAGGAGAAGAUGAUAAAGUUGCUAACAAAAGAGUUGGAAGGAAAGAAGACUGCGAAGAAGAAAAAGUGAUGAGCACUAGAAACUAUGCGCCCUAACAGAAGGAUAUGUACUUUGACGGAACAGGUACUCACUUAUUGAGAUAUUAUCGAUGCAGAUAAAUAUUCGUGUAGAAUCUGAAACUUUGGAGGGGCGUUUUAGUUCAGAUAAUCUGCCCUUAAUUUUUCGAGGCAAACAAUUUGCCUAUAAUUUUGUAUCUGUCUCAUUAGAUUUUAAUGAAUUUGUAACAUUUAAAUUAAUUAUUUAUAGAAUCAUUUUUUGUACUAGACCAUCCCAGUGAUUCUAAUCAAUAUGAUAGUAGCAAAAGUUGGUUUUGAAUCUUUA
Messenger RNA from Mercurialis annua (annual mercury), 1858 nucleotides. RefSeq names its product small RNA degrading nuclease 1. Lineage: Eukaryota; Viridiplantae; Streptophyta; Magnoliopsida; Malpighiales; Euphorbiaceae. Gene Ontology annotation, molecular function: exonuclease activity; nucleic acid binding. Gene Ontology annotation, cellular component: nucleus. Bases 92 to 1546 code for a protein of 484 amino acids. The record is from RefSeq and is a predicted model, not a curated record. The transcript is spliced from 12 exons.